Bursaphelenchus xylophilus (pine wood nematode) is the source of this 1352-nucleotide messenger RNA. NCBI's taxonomy places the organism in Eukaryota, Metazoa, Nematoda, Chromadorea, Rhabditida, Aphelenchoididae. The record is from the annotation of a GenBank genome assembly.
AUGGGUGUGGAACUGAACGAACGUCAGAAAUUGUUGUUGGGAGAGUGGAAAUUGGAGAGUUCGGAGAACUUUGAUGAAUAUCUGAAGGUAAAGUUGUUUUUGCGGCAAAAUUUCUAAUCAAAAUCAUGCAGCGACGGACCUGAUCCAUGGCAAAAAACGUACCAUUUUGCAUCCGGGAAGUAUCAAAAAAUGUAGAAAAUUUUCUAAUUCUCCAAGUGAAAAAACUCCAAUUUCAAAAAAAGGAAAAGGCGCUCAUCAAAAUGGAGUUUUUUAGCUGGAGAGGGAGGCAUUUUGCCACAUUUUUUGAUACUUCCCGGAUGCAAAAUGGUACAUUUCUUGCUACUGGAUCAGGUCACAAAACAAAGCCUUUUGCACAGUGCAAAUCAAUUUUUGUUUUCUCACUUUGCACAAUGCAGAAAAGUCAGGGUGCGAGCGACAGCCCGAAAAAGCCUGUUGCACGGUGCAAAAAACAAAAAAAAACUUUUUUAAUUUUUCUUUUCGCACCGUGCAUGUCGCAAAAAUGGCUCCAGCAACUUUAAUAAACGGGAAAUUCAUAAAGUGCAUGGAAUUUUCGUCAUGCGUCGCACUGUGCAAGAAAAAAUGUUGACUGCACAUCGCUGCGACGGAAGCUUUUUUCCAUUGCGCCGUUGCAAAAUCUGAGACAAUUGCAACGUGUAAAAAUGUUUUGAAACGGAUCGCGUUGCGCUAAAAACGAAAUGCACUGUAGUCCAUGCACUUUAUGAAAAUGCUAAUACUAGUCGCUCCAGAAAGUGCGUAGACUUUUUUCAGUUUUUUUUCGUUUGUGCACGGUGCGGUCUGCGACGUUACAUAAAGUGAUCUACGCACUUUCUGCCACAUAUUCAGCACUAAACAAAAUGGGGAUGUCUGAGGAUUCAGGGAAAAAAAGAAUUUUACAAUUUGCCCCAAAAUUAAAGAAGUUAUAGCCAAUUCAAAUCGGGCCGCGAAAUUGGUACACCCUGUUGUAACAUCCCCUUUUUCAGGAGAUCGGAAUCAGUUAUUUGCUGCGAAAGGCCGGAAGUGCCACCAAGCCCAACCUGGAGAUGUCCUAUGACGGCGAAACUUUCCAUGUGAAGGUGACUUCCACAUUCAAGAACGGCGAAUGGCACUUCAAAUUGGGCGAGAAGACCAAGCAAAAGACCAUCGAUGGAAGAGACUUUUACGUUGUCGCCGAACUGACCGAGGACGGCAAAAUCAUCGAGCAUCAGAGUAAUGUUGAGGGCGAUAAGAGUGUCCCAUCGCUGAUCACUCGAUGGGUCGAUGAGAAUGGAAAAUUGAUCGCGAUUUGUAAGGCCAAUAAUGUUGAGGGAAAACGAGUCUACGUCAGAGCUUGA